Molecule: messenger RNA, 3286 nt
Organism: Closterium sp. NIES-65
Lineage: Eukaryota; Viridiplantae; Streptophyta; Zygnematophyceae; Desmidiales; Closteriaceae
Source: the annotation of a GenBank genome assembly
GGGUGUUCCCCUUCCCCCCUGUUGCCCUCUGACGCCUCUGCUGCUGCGGCCGACCUACUUGGUCUUGAGUCGGUCAGUGCGGCGUCUGCCCCUAGCGGGAGACGCUGCUCUGGCAAGAGCAAGGGGGGCAAGGGCGCGGGUGGAGCUAGCGGGGGUGGUGGAGGUGGCGGUGGAGGCGGCGGAGGGAGUGGGGGUGGCGGUGGGAGUGGUGGCGGAGGUGGUGGUGGUGGUGGCGGCAGUGGAGGCGGAGGCGGCGGCGGCGGUAGCGGUGGGAGCGGAGGUGGCGGUGGUGGCGGCGGUGGAGGCGGCGGUGGCGGAGGAGGUGGAGCUGGUCGGGGUGGUGCCUCGCAGCGGAUCAGCUCUGGUGGUGGUCAGCGCCAGCAGCAGCAGCAGCAGCAGCGUUCUCGGGACAUCCCCCCCCCCUCAGCAGCUCCGUGAGUGGUACACGCAGCGUCAGCGUGGUGGGGGUUUUGGUCCGUGCACCUACGUCCUUCGCUCCGGCGACCGCGCGGGUGAGCAGUGUGGGGGUGCCCACCCCACCCAGCGCUGCUUUGGCCGCCUGACGGACGCUUGGCGUCAGCAGUUCCCCGAGGCUAGUGAGAUCCCCCGCUGGGGAGAGCUGUCUAGGGCAGGCGUAGCUAUCUAUGAUCUUGACUUUGAUGCUAUCCUUGCUGCCAUGUAUGCUGUGACUAUUAGUGAUGAGGGUGAUUGUUACCGGUGUUUCCCGCCCAACCCGGGCAUAGGUACUGCUGCGCUAGGUGCUUGUGAGGCUGCUGCUCUAGGUGCCAACGCGUCUGCGCCCUCAGGUACUGGUGAGGCUGCGCUCUCAGGUACCGCGUCGGCUUCGGCCUCCCUCACCUUCACGCUUGACUCGGGGGCUUCUCGCUCCUUCUUUCGAGACCGCACCACACUCACGCCGCUUAGUCGGCCGGUUGCAGUCUCCCUGGCUGACCCCUCUGGGGGUCCUAUCCUCUCUCACUUCUCCACAGUCCUCCUGUGUCCGGCUGCCCCCUCGGGCACCUUGUCUGGUCUGUACCUCCCCUCGUUCUCGACAAACUUGGUGAGUGGUGCUGACCUGCAGGAUGCGGGGGUUCACCAGUUCACUCCUGCGAGUCAGCGGGUGGCCCACUGCUCGGAUGCCCGCACAGGCCGACACCUGGCCACGUUUUCACGCAGGCCGGGGUCGAGUCUCUACACCCUGAGCACUGCGUCUCCUCCUGUCUCUGCGUCUGGCCAGGUAGCUGCGUCGGGUCAGGUGUUUGCUGCUGCGUCCAGGUCUGGUCCUGAGUCUGCCCCUUGCUCGUGUCGCCUCCUGUCUCACGAGACUCUCCUGUGGCACCACCGUCUUGGUCACCCCUCCCUGCCUCGUCUUUGGGGCAUGGCCUCCCGUGUCCUUGGGCGGCUCCGGGCUGCCCCUCACUCCUCUCAGUUUCCCCCGACAGAGGCUCCGCUGCAGACGCUUCACUUGGACGUGUGGGGCCCGGCCCGCGUCCGUGGACAGGGUCACGAGCGCUACUUCCUGCUGGUGGUUGACGACUACUCGCGUUACACCACAGUCUUCCCCUUGCGCAGCAAGGGUGAUGUCACUGCGGUGUUGAUCGCCUGGAUCCGCGCAGCUCGUCUCCAGCUCAGGAGGAGCUUCGGCUCAGACUUUCCUGUUCUGCGUCUGCACUCUGACCGAGGCGGAGAGUUCUCCUCUGGCCUUCUGCGAGCCUUCUGUCGUGCGCGAGGCAUCCGCCAGACCUUCAGGCUUCCGGACUCUCCACAGCAAAAUGGGAUUGCUGAGCGCCGCAUUGGCAUGGUCAUGGAUGUCGCUCGUACGUCCAUGAUGCAUGCGGCUGCCCCCCAUUUUCUGUGGCCGUUUGCGGUUCGGUACGCGGCGCAUCAGAUCAACCUUCACCCUAGGGUCUCCCGGCCGGAGACCUCCCCAGCUCUGCUAUGGACGGGGAAGGUUGGCGAUGCGUCUGCGUUCCGUGUCUGGGGAUCUCGGGCGUUUGUCCGCGACUUGUCUGCGGACAAGCUGUCCCCUCAUGCUGCUCCCUGUGUCUUCCUUGGUUUCCCCCCUGACGCACCAGGGUGGCAGUUCUAUCACCCCUCCUCUCGUCGUGUUAUGUCCUCCCAGAACGUCACGUUCGGCGAGUCAGUCCCCUUCUACCGCCUCUUCCCCUACCGCACUCCUUCCCUCCCCCCGCCACCGCACUUCCUCGUGCCAGGUCCCCCCCCGGUAGACCCCCUUCCCCCUCAGGGUCCUGCCCCUUCAAAGGUGUCCCAGGUUGACGUAGUCGAGCCGGUCGAGGUUGCUGGUGACUCUGGUACUGCUGCGGGUGCUGAGCCUUGGGGUGCUGACUCUGGGGGUGCUGCGCGCGUGGGUGCUGAGCCCGGGGGUGCUGAGUCUGGGGGUGCUGCGACUGGGGGUGCUGAGCCUGGGGGUACUGCGACUGGGGGUGCUGGGCCUGGGGGUGCUGAGCCUGGGGGUGCUGAGCCUGGGAGUGCUGAGCCUGGGAGUGCUGAGUCAGGAGGUGCGGAGCCUGCGGUCGCUGGACCUCCCCUUGUGGCGUCUGGCGGUGCUGAGUCUGGAGGUUCUCCGGGUGCUUUGUCUCGGCGGGAACCCCUCUCUCCAAAGGAGCUGCGCGAGUGGUUUACUUGCCGCUGGAGCCGUACUGCUGGAGCUGGAGCUUCUUUGGCCGCUGAGGGUGCUGGUGCCGCCGGUCCCGGAGCUGCUGAGCCUGCGGGUCGGACUGGAGCUAGAGCUGCUGAGGGUGUUGGUGCUGAGACUACUGCUGUCCGUCCUGGCGGUGGUCCUGCUGCGGGUGCUGCUGGUGCUGCUGAAGGUCCUGCAGCUGGAGGUGCUGUUGGCGCUGGUGCUGCCUCUGAGGGUGCUGGUGCUGUCCCUGCUGUGUCUGGAGUUGCCGCGCGGCCUUGGCCAUACUUCGUUCCGCUCCUGCAGCAGGUUCUUGGUCUUUCUCCUCCUGUAGAGUGUCCAUCGCCUGUCCAGUCUCAGUCACAAUUAGAGCCCGCCUUCCCUCUGCCUGCUCCCUCUCCUUACACUGGUCCUACUGGAGGUCUUGCUGAGCGUUGUGAGCCUGCGUCUCUUCCCGCGUUGCCUGUUCGUGCUUCUCGCGCUAGUGGUCACGGUUCGCGUCACCGGUUUCGGACCCCCUUCGUGCUGCCAGUCCUACUGUCACGCGUCUCCUUGCUACUGUCGUCGCUGACCCCUCUUUUGAGUCCACUGCUGCGUCUGCUCUUGUUGCUGAGCUCGUCGACUUUGCAGCUCGCUGUCGUCUAG